Molecule: messenger RNA, 528 nt
Organism: Mobula hypostoma (lesser devil ray)
Lineage: Eukaryota; Metazoa; Chordata; Chondrichthyes; Myliobatiformes; Myliobatidae
Product: complement C1q tumor necrosis factor-related protein 3-like
Exons: 2
Coding region: 7-483 (158 amino acids)
Molecular function (GO): protein binding
Source: RefSeq, a predicted model, not a curated record
GCUGCGAUGAAUAAGACACAAGACAUCAAAUCUCUCAAAUUGAAGAUCUCCCACAUUGAGCAGGAGGCGUCUGUGCUCCACAGCAAUGUGCCGAGGGUUGUCUUCAACUUGCGGGUCUCCCUCGGAAGAAACCCCAGCUCGCUGAACACACUGACGUAUGACAGCGUCCUGCUCAACGAGGGCCUAGCUUAUGAUCCCACCUUCGGCAUCUUCACAGCCCCUGUGGCGGGGGUCUACUCCUUCUCCUUCUCGCUGCUGGGCAGCCGGGUCACAGUGGAGUCGCUCGUACAGCUCAUGAGGAACGGGGUGCUCCAGAACUACAUCCAGAGCCGGAUGGGGCGGUGGCAGCAGCAGACCUCCUCGGGCAGCGCCAUCAUGCCGCUGGGAGCAGGGGACACGGUCUGGGUGGAGCUCUCCCGGGGCUUUGCCUGGAACGAGCUGGACUCCCUCGGCUUCCAGGCCGUCCUGCUGUGGAGGACCUGAGGGCCCCCUUCCUCCUGGCCCUGCACAAGCAGGCUCAGGAUGGAC